UUCCCCAUACCACCAAGGGGACGUAAUUGUAAAGAGGGAGUAGAAUUGCUACGAUGACUGAGGAGGCCAUUUUCCGUAUGUUCUAUGCUAAUGACGAGCGCAUCAUCCCGUUGAGGCUGAUCAACCGUGGCGUGGGAAAGAUCCCCUUGUACUAACAGACAUGCCUUCCUUUUGGGGGGCUCAAGCAGGCUCAGCAGAGAUGUCCUUUGCGGAGUUGUACAUUCCUCUGGACACCGCCAGAGAGGUUGUUCUGGCGCUGGGUGAACAGGGAAUGGUGCACUUUGUCGAUAAGAACAGCGACGUGAGCGCAUUCCAGAGGGCCUUCGUCAAGGAGAUCAGACGGUUGGACAAUACCGAGCGUCAACUGCGUUACCUUCGCAACGUCAUUGAGCACAGCCAUCAGAUCGUCAUGGCACACGAUGCCCAUCUGACGCUACAGCCGACGUCAGUGACACAGAUCGAGCAGCUGUCGCACGAUAUCGAUGUCCUUGAGCAGAGGGUGUCGCAGUUGGAGUCAUCGUACCUGAGCCUGGUGAAACGUCACGCCUCACUGAUAGAGCACAGACAAGUGUUGAAAGGGUCGAGACAAUUCUUCCAGAGUGGUAUCCAGUCACAGGCCAGAAUCAGUAUAGACCAGGUGGAUAACGCUCCGUUGCUGCUGGAACAGGAGAGCUUGGAGGCAGGGAUCCAAUUGUCCGAUUUGCAAGAUCUGACGUUGAACUACGUCAUUGGAUCGAUUCCAACGGCCAAGGUUGACAUCUUGAACAGGAUCCUGUGGAGAUCUCUGAGAGGUAACCUCUACAUGAACAGUAAACCGCUAGAAGAACCCAACGAAGAAAAGCAUAGCGAAGAGCAAGUUGAGAAGAGCGUCUUUAUCGUGUUCACACAUGGUCAAUUGCUCUUAUCACGGGUUAAGAAGAUUGUAGAAUCACUAGAAGGGCAUGUCUACAACGACAUUGGUUCCGAUCCGGAGUUGUACGACCAAGUUGUAAAUGAUUUAAACAUGAAGAUCACAGACUUGACCCAGGUUAUGUUCAGCACACACCAGCAAUUAGAGGCUGAGCUGUUUGUCAUUGCAGACCAGCUGGAAGUUUGGCAAGCGAUUGUUAAAAGGGAAAAGAUGAUAUACUCGACGAUGAACUUGUUCUCGGACGGCUCACGUGGAUUGGUGGCCGAAGGCUGGAUCCCAACGUCGGAAAUCGCCUCUGUUAAGAACGUCUUGAGAGAUAUUGAAGGUUCAGGUAGUGCCGUGCUUAGCUUGCUUCACACGAGAAAAUCACCCCCAACCUAUCACAAGACGAAUAAAUUCACAGAUGCUUUCCAAUCAAUCGUCGAUGCCUAUGGUGUCGCUAGUUACCAGGAGGUGAACCCUGGUCUUGCCACGGUGGUCACUUUCCCUUUCAUGUUUGCUAUCAUGUUUGGUGACUUAGGUCAUGGCUUCAUUGUUUUCUUAAUUGCAUUGCUGCUUGUCCUCAAAGAAAAGACAUUGCAGUACCAGAAGAAGGAUGAGAUCUUCGACAUGGCAUUUUCAGGCCGUUAUAUCCUCUUACUGAUGGGGUUAUUCUCAAUGUACACAGGAUUGAUGUACAAUGAUAUCUUUUCCAGAUCAAUGACACUGUUCCAUUCUGGAUGGGAGUGGCCAAAAGUAGAAACUGCAGGAGAGACAGUCGUUGCUGAGAGAGUUGGAGUAUAUCCAUUUGGUCUGGAUUGGGCCUGGCACGGUGCUGAGAACAAUCUGAUCUUUACAAACUCUUACAAGAUGAAGUUGUCGAUUUUGAUGGGUUAUAUGCAUAUGUCGUAUUCAUUUUUGUUUUCACUUGUGAAUUACCGUUUUAGACAUUCAAGAGUUGAUAUAAUUGGUAAUUUCAUCCCUGGCUUGAUAUUUAUGCAAUCUAUCUUUGGUUAUCUGUCGUUCACCAUUGUCUUUAAAUGGGCACACAAUUGGAUCGAGAUGGGCAAACCUGCUCCUGGCUUGCUCAACAUGUUGAUCAACAUGUUUUUAGCUCCUGGUACCAUUGAUGAUGAGCUAUAUCCAUUCCAAGGAUUUGUGCAGUCGAUUCUCGUUCUGCUGGCACUUGCUUGUGUACCAAUGCUGUUGCUAUACAAGCCAAUGACUCUACGCAGAAAGAACAACCUCGCAAUACAGGCAGGUUAUACAAACAUACAUGAACAGGAGCAUACAGAGACAGUUCAAGAUCGUGAGGAAGCUGCUGGGGAUGAUUUUGUUAUCACCCAUUCUGGAAGUGAGGACCACGAGGAGUUCAAUUUUGGUGAUAUCAUGAUCCACCAGGUUAUUCACACCAUUGAGUUUUGCUUGAACUGUGUUUCUCAUACAGCAUCUUAUCUGAGAUUGUGGGCUUUAUCACUUGCACAUGCCCAGUUAUCCUCUGUCCUUUGGUCCAUGACAAUCGCUAAUGCCUUCACCUCCGUUGAUCCAAAAGCACCAGUGCAAGUGAUCAAAUGUGUCGUUUUAUUUGCCAUGUGGUUCUGCCUCACUGUGGCGAUCUUGGUUAUGAUGGAAGGUACAUCUGCGAUGUUACAUUCUUUGCGUCUUCACUGGGUUGAAGCCAUGUCGAAAUUCUUCGAAGGUGAAGGUUAUGCAUACGAGCCCUUCAAUUUCCAGCAUAUUAACGAGGAGGAGACGCUAUAGAAAUGUUCUGUUUUAGUUGUUUAUUGUAGGGUUUUUACUCCAUUGAGCCUUGUUUAUUCUUGUCCUUGUUUAUAUAGCACAAUGCGAAGAUCCAUCAUCAUGGAUUGCGUUUAUAAUUGUCUGAGUAGAUGAUAUGAUCAUCGUUGCGAAUCCAAACCCAAUGAUUGAAUAUAGUACGAUACGUCUUGGAAGC
Williopsis jadinii is the source of this 2843-nucleotide messenger RNA. Its product is annotated as V-type ATPase subunit a family protein. Gene Ontology annotation, molecular function: ATPase binding; proton-transporting ATPase activity, rotational mechanism. The record is from RefSeq and is a predicted model, not a curated record. Gene Ontology annotation, biological process: vacuolar acidification; proton transmembrane transport. Gene Ontology annotation, cellular component: vacuolar proton-transporting V-type ATPase complex; vacuolar proton-transporting V-type ATPase, V0 domain; fungal-type vacuole membrane. The transcript has a single exon. Lineage: Eukaryota; Fungi; Ascomycota; Saccharomycetes; Phaffomycetales; Wickerhamomycetaceae. The coding region runs from base 161 to 2650 and encodes 829 amino acids.